Molecule: messenger RNA, 758 nt
Organism: Capsicum annuum
Lineage: Eukaryota; Viridiplantae; Streptophyta; Magnoliopsida; Solanales; Solanaceae
Biological process (GO): protein folding
Molecular function (GO): alpha-tubulin binding
Source: RefSeq, a predicted model, not a curated record
AUGCUAUGGAAAAUAACUUAUCCUGAGGAAAUUUUGGGACUAAUGCAAUUGAGACAUCUCAAACUGCCCGAAUUUUAUCUGCCAAAUCCUCCAAGCGUAUCUGCUGACAAAGGGAGUCAUGUGUGUUUUUCAAACAUACAAACUAUUUCUUCCAUGUCUCCAUGUUGUUGCACGAAGGAGUUUAUUAUGAGGAUUCAAAAUGUCAAAGAAUUAGGACUCAGUGCAUAUCAGAUUGACUCUUCUGAUGGGCCUCUCAACAGUCUUGUCCAUCUGCAGCAACUUGAAACAUUGAGUCUUACAUAUCGUUUUGGAGGAUUUUGGCCAGCAAGUGCAAAAGCUUUUCCAGCAACGCUCAAGAAGCUGAAGUUGGACAAAACUUAUCUAAGUUGGUCGUACUUGGACAUCAUAGCGGAAUUGCCUAACCUUGAGGUGCUGAAGCUGAUGUAUCGUGCUUGUGAUGGCGAAGAAUGGCGUCCAACUGUUAUGGGAUUUAAUCGAUUGAAGCUUUUGUUAAUUGUACAUAAUGAUCUCAAGUACUGGAAAGCCACGAAUGACAAUUUUCCUGUCCUUGAGCGCCUUGUGCUUAAAGAAUGCCAUUAUUUGAAAAAGAUACCCAUUGAGUUUGCAGAAAUCCACUCACUACAACUGAUUGAGUUAAAUUGGUGUCUUCCCGGACUUGAGGAAUCUGCUGCACGAAUUCAAAAAGAACAAGAAGACAUCGGAAACAACCCCGUGGAUAUUCGUAUCUCCGAUCCAUG